Molecule: messenger RNA, 1591 nt
Organism: Cynara cardunculus var. scolymus (artichoke)
Lineage: Eukaryota; Viridiplantae; Streptophyta; Magnoliopsida; Asterales; Asteraceae
Product: aldehyde oxidase GLOX1-like
Exons: 2
Coding region: 40-1587 (515 amino acids)
Source: RefSeq, a predicted model, not a curated record
ACCACGACCACCACGUCGACGACGACGACCACCACGACCAUGACCAGCGGAUCAUGGUCCAUCCUCCUCCAAAGCAUUGGCAUCUCCGCCAUGCACAUGCAGCUACUCCCUAACGAUCGUGUAGUCAUGUUCGAUCGCACCGACUUUGGCACCUCGCAAAUCUCCCUUCCAAAUGGCAAAUGCCGCCACAAUUCAACUGACUGCUCAGCCCAUUCUGUUGAGUAUGAUGUUGCUUCCAAUUCCAUACGUCCACUAAUGGUGCUCACCGAUGUUUGGUGUUCCUCUGGAGCUUUAAUGCCCAACGGAAGAUUGACCCAGACUGGUGGCUGGGGUGAAGGCUUUCGUGUCGUUCGAACUUAUAGAUCAUGUGAUGCAUGCGAUUGGCGAGAGAUACCAAACGCGUUAAAUGAACAGAGAUGGUACGCGACCAAUCAUAUAUUGCCUGACGGUCGUCAAAUUAUCAUUGGCGGUCGUCAAGCAUUUAACUAUGAGUUCUACCCGAAGGCGUCAACCACCGAGAACUCUCACAGUUUACCCUUUCUGGUUCAAACGAACGAGCCUAACAUCGAAAAUAAUUUGUACCCAUUUGUUUUUCUCAAUCCUGAUGGAAAUUUGUUCAUUUUUGCAAACAAUCGAGCUAUUUUAUUCGACUACUCAAAGAAUCAGGUUGUCCGGAGUUACCCAACAAUGCCCGGUGGUCAACCAAGGAAUUACCCGAGCACCGGCUCUGCGGUACUACUGCCUUUGCGGAUACAACAAGGGACAGUAAAUACUGUUGAAGUACUGGUUUGUGGAGGUGCACCCAAAGGAGCAUUCGUUAAUGCAUUAAAUGGGAAAUUUGAUAGAGCCUUGGAUACUUGCGGUAGGAUCAAUAUAUCCGACCAAAAUCCCCAAUGGCUCAUGGAAACCAUGCCUUUAGCUAGAGUAGUAGGUGACUUGCUGUUGCUUCCAAACGGCCAUGUAUUGAACAUCAAUGGUGCGUCGGCAGGGUCUGCAGGAUGGGAGCUUGGGAGGAACCCGGUUCUGAACCCAGUACUUUACCGACCUGACCACCCUGUUGGGUCUAGAUUUCAGGUGCAGAACCCAAGCACCAAACCUCGAGUCUACCAUUCCACAGCGGUCUUGCUAAGAGAUGGUCGGGUUCUUGUAGGUGGAAGCAACCCUCAUGAUAAAUAUGUAUUCACAGAUGUACUUUACCCGACAGAAUUGAGCUUAGAGGCAUUUUCACCUUCUUAUCUUGAUCCACGCUUAUCUACGUUACGCCCCAACAUAAUCUCUCCCAAGACCAAAACCAAGAUGCACUACUCCAAAAAGAUGGUUAUCAGAUUUACGGUACCGGGCCCAGUGAACCCGAGUUUGGUGUCGGUGACAAUGGUAGCACCUUCGUUUAACACACACUCGUUCUCAAUGAAUCAAAGAUUAUUGGUCCUUCCCAGUAGCAAUUCCAGUAAGGUUGUUGGACAGUCUUACUAUACAGUCGAUGUGACCGCACCUCCUUCAGGUAACAUUGCUCCGGCCGGUAAUUAUCUUCUGUUUGUUGUUCAUAACGAAAUUCCGAGUCCAGGCAUUUGGGUCCGCGUUCGGUGAUAAG